AUGAGUAGAUAUCGUGAUAUGGUCUUGGGGAUGGGUAGGUAUCGUGGUAUAGUCUUAGGGAUGGGUAGGUAUCGUGGUAUAGUCUUGAGGAUGGUAAUGACGAGGAGAGUAAACAUUGAAUCAGUUAUUAUUGAAAUGGAUGGCUUUGACUCUAAUGAAGGUGUGAUAAUAGUUGCUGUGACUGCACUGCUUAGACCUGGUCGUUUUGACCCACACAUUACUAUUUGUUUGCCCGAUAUAAAGAGGAUAUUUAAUACAUAUAUAAAGAAGAUAUCAAUAGCACCAGUGAAAGAAGAUAUCAAUUUUCAAAUCUGA
Messenger RNA from Brugia pahangi, 315 nucleotides. NCBI's taxonomy places the organism in Eukaryota, Metazoa, Nematoda, Chromadorea, Rhabditida, Onchocercidae. The record is from the annotation of a GenBank genome assembly.